Trichoderma harzianum CBS 226.95 is the source of this 1023-nucleotide messenger RNA. RefSeq lists its product as hypothetical. Lineage: Eukaryota; Fungi; Ascomycota; Sordariomycetes; Hypocreales; Hypocreaceae. The record is from RefSeq and is a predicted model, not a curated record. Gene Ontology annotation, molecular function: zinc ion binding; oxidoreductase activity. The transcript has a single exon. The coding region runs from base 1 to 1023 and encodes 340 amino acids.
AUGGCUUCUCUACCGAAAACCUACAAGGCCGUGGUACAAAAGUCCGCCACGGAUACCUGGCAACUAUCAGAUGUCCCACUUCAACAUCCCAAGGCUAACCAGGUCCUCGUCAAGGUCCUGGCUUGCGGUGUCUGCUUCAGCGAUGUAAUGAUCGGUACAGGCGAAAUGGGCGACAUUUUCCCUCGAGUAGUUGGGCACGAAAUUGUCGGCGAUAUCGUCGAGGUUGGCCCAGGUGUUGUCAACUUUCAAGAAGGCCAGCGCGUUGGUGGUGCCUGGCACGGUGGCCAUGAUGGCAUCUGCCGACAAUGUCAGCGGAGCAUCUUCCAACUGUGCGACAACGCUGCGAUCAACGGCGUUACACAGGACGGUGGCUUUGCCGAAUACGUGAUCCUACGGACAGAGGCAGUUGUCCGUAUCCCUAAGGAACUUGAUCCGGCCAAGACCGCUCCUCUUCUAUGCGCCGGCGUUACAGUCUUUAAUGGUAUUCGAAAGCUGCAUGUCGAGCAGGGCGCUGUUGUUGCCGUUCAAGGUCUGGGUGGCCUUGGCCACUUGGCCGUCCAAUAUGCCAACAAGAUGGGCUACGAGGUCGUCGCUAUAUCAACAGGCGAUGAUAAAGCUGCCUUUGCCAAGCAACUUGGUGCCCACCACUACAUCAACUCUAAGAAAUCCAACGUUUCCGAAGAGCUCAUGAAGCUCGGUGGUGCCGCUAUUGCCGUGCAGACUGCGCCUGACCCUACCGUUUAUGGUCCUUUAAUGAAGGGCCUAGCAGUUGAGGGCAAGCUGCUCAACCUGGCUGUUGGGGCUCCUUUUGAGGUUGAGCCAGCAGUGAUUAAUAUGAGAGCAGCCGCAGUCCAGGGAUGGCCAAGCGGACAUGCUUUGGAUAGUGAAGAAGCAAUUCGCUUCGCAAUGCUGCACGGAGUUGAGUGCAUGGUGGAGACUUAUCCGCUGGCCGAGACACAGAAGGCGAUUCAGAGUUUGGUGUCUGGGAAGCCAAGAUUUAGAAAUGUUUUGGUGAUGCAGUAG